Molecule: messenger RNA, 1494 nt
Organism: Talaromyces atroroseus
Lineage: Eukaryota; Fungi; Ascomycota; Eurotiomycetes; Eurotiales; Trichocomaceae
Product: Glutarate-semialdehyde dehydrogenase DavD
Exons: 4
Coding region: 1-1494 (497 amino acids)
Biological process (GO): GABA catabolic process
Molecular function (GO): succinate-semialdehyde dehydrogenase (NAD+) activity
Source: RefSeq, a predicted model, not a curated record
AUGGGCCACACAAUCCCUCCCUUAAAAGAUAAAUCCCUUUUCAUCGAGAAGGCAUAUGUCAAUGGCGAAUGGGUUGGGGCACAAUCUGGACAGACAUUCGAAGUUCAUGACCCAUCCGAUGGCAAGGUUAUUGGCACCUGCCCAGAAUUCACCGCUGCCGACACAGAAACGGCCAUCAAGGCUGCCGCCGCCGCUUUCCCCAGUUUCCGCAAGACGCUUGCUCGGGAGCGAGCCCGCAUGUUGCGAAGAUGGUAUCAGUUAAUGAUAGACAAUGCAGAUGAUUUGGCGACCCUGAUUACCUGGGAAAACGGCAAGCCUCUUGCUGACGCGAAAGGUGAAGCCACCUACGCUGCGAGCUUUUUCGAGUGGUUUAGCGAGGAGGCUCCUCGUAUCUACGGUGAUACCAUACCGGCAUCUGUUCCCGGAAACCGAAUUAUCACGCUAAGAGAGCCGGUCGGUGUUUGCGGUCUCAUUACCCCCUGGAAUUUUCCUGCUGCUAUGAUCACACGUAAGAUCGGGCCUGCUCUGGCGGCAGGCUGCACCGUGGUUGUAAAGUCUCCAGGCGAGACUCCAUUCACAGCUAAUGCUCUAGCUGAGCUCGCCUCGCGCGCUGGUAUUCCCAAGGGUGUUGUGAACAUUGUAACGGCAGACAAGAAUGUGGCUGAAGUUGGAGAAAUCCUGACCACACACCCGGACAUUCGCAAGGUCUCUUUCACUGGAUCCACAAACGUCGGCAGGCUACUCAUGAAGCAAGCAUCUUCAACUGUCAAGAAAGUCUCCUGGGAGCUUGGUGGGAAUGCCCCAUUCAUCGUCUUUGACGACGUCAAGGAUCUUGAUGCUGCCGUCACUGGAGCUAUCACGUCCAAGUUUCGUAGCUCAGGGCAAACCUGCGUGUGCGCGAAUCGUAUCUAUGUGCAAAGGGGAAUUUACGAUGAGUUCGUCACCAAGUUUACCGAAAAAGUCCGAGGCUUCAAACUUGGACCUGGAUUUGAAGAAGGCAUUACUCACGGCCCUGUCAUUCAUUCUCGUGCAAUUGCCAAGGUCGAACAACAUGUGCGAGAUGCAGAGUCCAAGGGCGCCAAAAUCACCGUCGGUGGGCAGAGAGCACCUGAGCUCGGCGAAAAUUUCUACUACCCUACUGUCUUGUCACAUAUGACUAAGGAUAUGCUCGUGGCUUCUGAGGAAACCUUUGGUCCUGUUGCAGGCCUGUUCCCAUUUGAUACCGAAGAGGAUGUCAUCAAGCUUGCCAACCAAGCUGAGGUUGGCUUGGCUGCGUAUUUCUUCUCUAGCGACGUGAGACGGUGCUUCCGUGUCGCUGAAGCGUUGGAGGUCGGUAUGGUUGGUGUCAAUACCGGUCUCGUCAGUGACGUCGCUUCACCAUUCGGAGGUGUCAAGCAAAGCGGUUUCGGUCGUGAGGGAAGCAAGUAUGGUAUUGAGGAGUUCAUUACCACAAAAUCAGUUACGUUUGGAGGCAUCACCGAGCCUGGUUUGUAA